UUUCUUCCGAAACUCUGGCAGCUCUGCCUUUGGCUAUUCUAGGCGCUUUGUGUGCGUUUGUUGCAGCCACACUAUUUUCUUUCUUUUAACCUCUCGUUUCCGGCAAGAAGUAUCGAGACAAAGCCGCCAAAAUGAGGAAGAUCAUGAAACAGGGCAAGAUCGUCAUCGUCCUUAGCGGACGUUACGCUGGCCGCAAGGCCAUCAUCGUCAAGACCUCCGACGAUGGCACCCCGGAGAAGCCCUUCGGACAUGCCCUGGUCGCUGGAAUCGAUCGUUACCCCCGCAAGGUGACCAAGAAGAUGGGCAAGAACAAGCUGAAGAAGAAGUCUAAGGUCAAGCCUUUCCUGAAGAGCUUGAACUACAACCAUCUGAUGCCCACUCGCUACACCGCGCACGACAUCAGCUUCGAGAAGCUGUCGCCCAAGGACCUCAAGGAUCCCGUCAAGCGCAAGACUCACCGUUUCCAGACCCGCGUCAAGUUCGAGUCUGUCUACAAGGAGGGCAAGAACAAGUGGUUCUUCCAGAAGCUGCGAUUCUAAGCCGAUGCUCAUUAUUGUUGCUGGAUGAAUGUCGUCGCUUUUUUUAAGGAUUAAUAAACAAAGAAGUAAUUCUGAUAAAAAUGACCGAA
This is a messenger RNA of Drosophila bipectinata, 628 nucleotides long. It is a transcript of the gene RpL27, whose product is annotated as ribosomal protein L27. The record is from RefSeq and is a predicted model, not a curated record. NCBI's taxonomy places the organism in Eukaryota, Metazoa, Arthropoda, Insecta, Diptera, Drosophilidae. Gene Ontology annotation, molecular function: structural constituent of ribosome. Gene Ontology annotation, biological process: translation. Gene Ontology annotation, cellular component: ribosome; cytosolic large ribosomal subunit.